This is a messenger RNA of Aspergillus puulaauensis, 1974 nucleotides long. RefSeq lists its product as uncharacterized. The transcript has a single exon. NCBI's taxonomy places the organism in Eukaryota, Fungi, Ascomycota, Eurotiomycetes, Eurotiales, Aspergillaceae. The coding region runs from base 1 to 1974 and encodes 657 amino acids. The record is from RefSeq and is a predicted model, not a curated record. Gene Ontology annotation, molecular function: protein binding.
AUGAGUCUCCACGAACUCCCCGUCGAAAUCCUCUACUGCAUCGCCGAUGAACUCGACUAUUCUUGGACCGUCAGCUCACUUUCUCUGGUCAACUCGCGCCUCCAUCAAGUUCUCAACCCCUACCUAUACCGUUUCACGAAGCAGUACUCGAGCACCCAAACACUCCUCUUCGCAACCCAGGGUGCCUCCAACUCCGUCGCGAGGAAGCUGCUCGCCCUGCAGUCGAAUAGCCUUGAGGAAUCCACAUGGAUGAAACUCAUGUCCGCCGCCGCCAAAAGCGGGAAUCUAGAGACGGCCACGCUGAUUCUGGGCGUUGGACAGCAAUUACACGCUUCAGGCGGAUGGUCGCCGGCCUUUCCUCGAUAUCUGGACUCCGAGUUUUGGCAUGCAUUGAAUCGUCGUCAUGAACCUGUUGUUCGGCUCUUACUGCAGCACGGCGCGGCGCCAGUCUUACGCGAUAAUGCGGAAUUGAUACGCUACCGGGGUUUGUGGAAGCGUGUGCCUAUUGCAAAGUUGCUGAUUCAGUCUGCUCGUCAGUCGACAGUUCCAGACUCGGUUUCGGUAACGGACUUAUUUCAAUACGUUAUUACAGGUCGUCAUGGCUGUAGCCUUGAGAUUAUACGCUACUUUCUCGACCAUCAAGCUGAUCUACCCGCUUUAUUUGGUUCAAUAAGGGAGGUCUGCGGUCUGGGAUACUGCGGCGAUCCUGAGACAGUCCGAUACUUGCUAGAGCACGGCACCGGUUCUGGACUACUAGGUGAAGCUCCCUUCAGAUCGCUGGAGUUAGCUAUUACGAAUUGCAAGUUUAAUACUGCAAGGGUGUUGCUGGAAUACGUCGAUAUUACACCGGUUCUAUAUGACAAGAUACAAGGAUCGAAAUUGCUCUGCAUGGCUGCCUUGACGGGCUGGGAGCCGAUGGUGGAUAAAUUUCUCCAGAGAGACUUGUCCAUAGAAGGACUGAGCGAAAGCUUACAUCAUAGAGACUCGCCGCUGGAGUGCGCUGUACAUAAUGGCCAGGAAGACAUGGUCAGGCUGCUGCUUCGUCAUGGAGCAAUGCCCCGCUCGGAAGCCCUAAUCGAGGCUAUCAGACUUCGCAACGUGUCGAUGGCGAGAAUAAUGCUAGAUGCUGGCGCGGAUCCUAAUUGCAGAAACAAGCCUUUCGCUCGUACUGUAGCCCUAGAGGUUGCAGUGGGCCAUGAGAGUCUGUUUAGGCUCCUACUGGAGCGGGGAGCAGCCAUUCCCAGCGGCCAUCAGCUUACUGCUAUGUUGAAAGAUGUGAUCUGUCGAGGUCGAGUACCGGAACUGCAGAUGAUGCUGGAUAGAGGUGUAUCACUCGCAAAUCAAAAGUUCAGUCUGCUAGAGCUCGCAAUAGAGGGAGGACCCGAGAUGCUAAAGUUUCUAUACAACAAUAGUUCUUUAUCUAGAGAAACCAUCAGCCAAGAGCAGCAAGGGAAGGGUGAUUCGGCACCAUCGCUUCUAAUGAUUUGUCUGUAUCACCGCCGCCCUGGUUCACUUAGAUGGCUUUUGGAUAACGGCCUGGCUACCAUGCCAUCCUGCGCCACAGAACAGCACUGGAUACUUGAGGCCCUCUUCCAAUGCAGCGCAGGCGACCAGGAGGCCGAGAAAACCCUUGAUGUGCUGGUAAGACACGGCAUCGAUAUAAACGUCACGUCGCAAACCAACCGCCCUGCCGUGUGGAUUGGGUUCAACCUGAAGUCCGAAGUAGCACUCAAAGCAUUUUUGGACCAUGGUGCCAAACUAUUGCCGGAGCAUGUGGACGACCUCAAGCACCUUUUGGGUCUCUCGAGGUCUGUCGAGCACCUUGAGAUGAUGCUGGAUGCGGUUCUGCGCGACUCGUCCCGUGAACAGAUGCGGAGGCUGCUUUUGGGAAUGAAGGAAUACGCGGAUGAGAAGAAGAAGUGGCCUGUUGUGAGAUGCCUGGAACGUUUCCAGAAUCGUAAUGGUCUCUAUUGA